Messenger RNA from Culicoides brevitarsis, 851 nucleotides. Its product is annotated as hypermethylated in cancer 2 protein-like. Gene Ontology annotation, molecular function: DNA-binding transcription factor activity, RNA polymerase II-specific; RNA polymerase II cis-regulatory region sequence-specific DNA binding. The coding region runs from base 1 to 774 and encodes 257 amino acids. Gene Ontology annotation, biological process: regulation of transcription by RNA polymerase II. The transcript is spliced from 3 exons. Lineage: Eukaryota; Metazoa; Arthropoda; Insecta; Diptera; Ceratopogonidae. The record is from RefSeq and is a predicted model, not a curated record.
AUGGACAACAAAGUGCGAAUAAUUCAUUUAGGACGCGUAAUUGCGAAAUACGAGCCUUGCAGCAAGUGUCUUUACGUGCCAUUGGGGGUCGAAGAUGCGCGAAAUCAUUGGGACACAUGCACAUUCGAUGACGAUCAAGCCGAAUAUCAGAAAAUCCCGGAUCAUGAUUACAUUCAGACGAACUCUGAAUUGCCGCGAAAACUCCUUUCAACCGAUGAUUCGGGAGAUUUGUCGGAAUCUGAAUGGGAUUACAGCUCCUACUCCGAGACAGAAGACGAAGAUGGCGAUAAUUUGAGCAUUUCAAGUCCAUUACGAGAAAAUUUUGAAUCAGAAACUGAAUCUGAGGAAGAUACAAACCAAAAUCCUGAAGAAAAUCAUCAAAUUGAAGAAAUCAACACAAGUCCCUUGAAGGAAUUUUUGAUAUUUAACGCCAAAUCUGCUGAAAUAAAGAAAAAUCCAACACACGAAAAGACUGAAAUCGUUAGAAAUCCUCCGGAUCAAGAGCUUAAUUGGAGAUUUUCGUGUCCAAAUUGCAAAUUUCGUUCAAAUCGAUCGAAUAAUUUUAGACGACAUGAACGUACCUGUGCAAAAAAGCGAGCUGCUCGAACAUGUCAACUAUGUUUCAAGGUCUUCAAGACACGAGAAACCCUCACGAGACACACCAAAGAUGUUCACAUGGAGAAACAAUUCAAAUGUACCAUCUGCAAGUCAGAAUUUGCUCGUCGGAAUCGUUUUGUGGAGCACACGAAGAAACAUCAUCCUGAAAAAAGUUGAAAAAAAUUCUUUAGAUACUCAAUUUUUUUAAAGAAACCCGUCAAAGACAUGAAUUGUGAUAUAAAAAAAAUAAACUU